AUGCGUCCCCUCACUAUCGACUCUCUCAACCCAGCAAUCCUCAAGGUCGAGUACGCCGUCCGCGGUGAGCUCGCCAUCAAGGCAGAGAAGUACAGAGUCCAGCUCCAGGACAAGGACAACCAUGGCCUCCCCUUUGACAGGGUCAUCUCCUCCAACAUCGGUAACCCACAGCAGAAGGGCCUUGACCAGCCCCCAAUCACCUUCAACCGCCAGGUCGCUGCCCUCAUGGAGUACCCUGCUCUUGCCGAGCUCGCCCCCAAUGCGUUCCCCAAGGACGUGAUUGCCCGUGCAAAGGAGCUCUACGCUGAGAUUGGCUCCAUUGGCGCGUACUCUCAUAGCCAGGGUGUCCCCUUUAUCCGCAAAUCCGUCGCUCAGUUCAUUCAAGAACGAGACGGGUAUCCUGCCGAUCCCAACCACAUCUUCCUCACUGCAGGAGCUUCCGCAGGCGUAUCGCUCCUGAUCAACAUGCUGAUUUCAUCGCCUACUUCCGGAAUUCUCAUUCCGAUCCCCCAGUAUCCCCUUUAUACCGCCACCCUCGCUCAGCACCAUGGUGUUCCUAUCCCCUACUACCUAGACGAAUCCCAGGGCUGGGGCACUUCUGUCGACUCCAUCGAGGCUGCCCUCGAAAAGGCACACAAGAACAACGUCGUCCCCAAGGCCCUAGUCAUCAUCAACCCCGGUAACCCGACCGGUGCACUCCUAGACGAAGCCACCCAAAUCAAACUAGUCCAUCUCUGCGAGAAAUACUCACUCGUCCUUCUCGCGGACGAAGUCUACCAAUCCAACCUCCAUAAACCCGACCAGCACCCCUUUACCUCGUUCAAGAAGGUCGUCCGCAAGCUCGACUCACAUGUCCCCCUCGUUUCCUUCCAUUCCAUUUCCAAAGGCGUUACAGGCGAAUGUGGACGCAGAGGAGGCUACUUUGAAUGCGUCAACAUCUCCGAACCCAUCAUCGCUCUUAUGUACAAGAUGGUCUCGGUCGGACUUUGCCCUCCGCUCGCGGGCCAAAUUGGCGUUGAUUGCAUGAUUCGCCCUCCUAAACCAGGCGACGAGAGCUACGAGCUCUGGAAGAAGGAGACUGAUACCAUUCACGAGGCAUUGAGGACCCGGACCAGCAUCAUGGCCGAGCGGCUCAACGCGCUUCCGGGCGUUUCCUGCGUCGAUUCACCAGGUGCUCUCUACCUCUAUCCCCAAAUCACGUUGUCCAAGAAAGCACAGGAGGCUGCCCGUGCUGCCGGAAAGGAGCCUGAUGCAUUCUACGCCCUCGAACUAUUGGAUGCCACUGGUAUCUGCGUGGUCCCGGGAAGUGGCUUUGGGCAAAAGGAGAACGAGUGGCACUACCGCUUGACCUGCCUCUGCCCAGGCGUGGAUGAGUACGUGGGCAAGCUUGAAAAGUUCCACCUCUCCUUCAUCGAGAAAUGGGGCCUUGAGUGA
Messenger RNA from Coprinopsis cinerea okayama7#130, 1434 nucleotides. RefSeq names its product transaminase. NCBI's taxonomy places the organism in Eukaryota, Fungi, Basidiomycota, Agaricomycetes, Agaricales, Psathyrellaceae. Bases 1 to 1434 code for a protein of 477 amino acids. The transcript is spliced from 3 exons. Gene Ontology annotation, molecular function: pyridoxal phosphate binding; L-alanine:2-oxoglutarate transaminase activity. The record is from RefSeq and is a predicted model, not a curated record. Gene Ontology annotation, biological process: biosynthetic process.